Messenger RNA from Solanum dulcamara, 972 nucleotides. RefSeq lists its product as uncharacterized. Bases 1 to 972 code for a protein of 323 amino acids. The transcript has 3 exons. NCBI's taxonomy places the organism in Eukaryota, Viridiplantae, Streptophyta, Magnoliopsida, Solanales, Solanaceae. The record is from RefSeq and is a predicted model, not a curated record.
AUGCAUAGUAUUCAUGAAGAAGUAACAGACAAAAUCAAGAAUUUCCAACAGUUGCCUGGAGAGUCAAUUUGUAGAGCUUGGGAGAGAUUUGUAAAGUAUCUACAAAGCGUGCCAAAUCAUAGGAUAACAGACGAGUCACUUCUGGAGCUAUUCUACCAUGCACUUGAUGAUAAUGGAAAGGUUAUCGCCGACACCAUCACUGGUGGAGCAUUUUUGGCUAACACUUUCCAAGAGGCCAUAGAGAGACUUGAUCGCGAAGAUCCAAGCACCAAACAACCUAAAAAAGGAGAUGAAAAGAAUGAUGAGAAAGCAGGCAAAGCAAAAGAUGAUGCUCCAAUUCCAAUGCCAAAACCUCCUUCUUUUUUUCUACAAAGAUUGAAGAAAAAGGUCGAAGAUGGAAAGUUCCUUAAGUUUAUUUCCAGGUUGAAACAAAUUUCAGUGAAUGUUCCCUUGUUAGAGGCACUAAAAAAACUGUCGGGUUAUGCCAAGUUUAUGAAGGAUCUUGUCACAAAAAAGAGAACGGUAAUCUUUGAAUUGACUGAUAACUUGCAUCAUUGUAGUGCAAUCGCCACUCGCUCCCUUAUGCAAAAGAAAAAAGACCCAGGCACAUUCACCAUACCAUGUACCAUUGCGCUCUUGAUGGCAGAUCGUACUGUGAAGAAGCUCAUGAGAAUUACUUAUAAUGUUCUAGUAAAGGUUGAAUCAUUCAUAUUCCCUACUGACUUCAUCAUUCUUGACUGCGAAGUAGACUCUGAUGUUUCUAUCAUUCUGGGUAGACCAUUUUUGGCAACCGGACGUGCGUUAGUAGCCAUGGAAACUGACCAACUAAAGUUUCAACUAAACAAUGAAGAGGUGAUCCUUGAUUUAUGCCAAGAAAUGAAGCAUCAAAAUGAUCUACGAGUUAUUUCCAUGAUUGAUGUUGUCGACAAUUUAAAACCAUACAUGCCUAUUGAAGAGAGGUUGGGUGUUUAA